Messenger RNA from Funneliformis caledonium, 146 nucleotides. NCBI's taxonomy places the organism in Eukaryota, Fungi, Glomeromycota, Glomeromycetes, Glomerales, Glomeraceae. The record is from the annotation of a GenBank genome assembly.
UUGAAGUAGAAUACACUGUAUUGCCAAAAAUAGUAUCAUCGUCUAUUGGUUCAUCUUCCUACCUUAGGACAGGUGGUUUGUUAGUAGCUUUACUGAUGUUAUUAGAUUUCUUUGGUGAAGAAGGGGGAGAAGGUCAUUUAUUUUGA